CUUUAAAACCCUAAAAAACCUACAAUUUUACAACCACUCUCUUAUUUCAAUUCCUCCCUCUAGCUAACAUAAUGGCAGCAUCACUUGACCGUUUCUUUGAUACUCAAGAACAAAUAUGCUACGUCCAAUGCACUUUUUGCACCACUAUCUUACUGGUGAGCGUGCCGACUUGUAGCAUGUCAAUGGUGGUGACUGUAAGGUGUGGUCAUUGCAAUGGUCUUCUCUCAGUCAACAUGUUGAAAGCCUCCUUUGUCCCUCUCCAUCUUUUUUCUUCCCUUAACCAAGAUCAGGAAAAUAAUAAACACCAAGAGGAAGUGAAUAUGUCAAGGGUGACGGCCGAUAGGCACAGCACUACAUUGUCUAUGCUACCCUCUUCGGAAGAAGAUAAUGAUGACGGCGAUGAUGACGAAGAAGAAGAUGAUGAUGAUGAUGAUGAAGAUAACAUUGUGCUUGAGCAAGUUGUUAAUAAACCUCCAGAGAAGAAGAGAAGGGCACCAUCAGCUUAUAACAAAUUCAUCAAAGAAGAAAUCAGGAGGCUUAAGUCUAGAAAUUCGAACAUGAGUCACAAGGAAGCCUUUAGCACUGCUGCCAAAAAUUGGGCUCAUUUCCCGAGGGUCCAAAAUGAAGUUGAAGAACAAAAUGAUAGCCAUGAUAACGUGAAGAUGACACGACACUUUGAAGAAGAAACGCGUUGAGGUUGUUCUUUGAUUUCUCUACCAAAAGAAUCACUAAUUUAGAGGCGGAUCUGAAAGGUCCAAAAUCGUCUUUAAAUCUAAUUUGAGACAAAAAAUGUAGCAUCUUUGUUAAGGACGAUUUAUGCAUAGGACUAUAGGAUAGGACCGGAGUGCAUGUACGUUAAUUUUAAGCGAAGUAUGGUGUGUACGUAUUUGUACGUGUGAGCUAGUUCUAUUAGACUAUUUCUUAGUACUGUUUUUUAUGAAACACCGUUGUAUUAAUUAAGGAAUAGUAGUAUGUAAUGUGCUUUCUGCAUCAAUUGAGAAGGCGGCUAAAGAUGAUUGAAAAAGUUCAUAUGUUAAUUAUUUGAAGUUGUAGUAUGAAGUUCUUGGAUUC
Messenger RNA from Spinacia oleracea (spinach), 1071 nucleotides. Its product is annotated as axial regulator YABBY 4. The transcript is spliced from 6 exons. Bases 72 to 695 code for a protein of 207 amino acids. Lineage: Eukaryota; Viridiplantae; Streptophyta; Magnoliopsida; Caryophyllales; Amaranthaceae. Gene Ontology annotation, cellular component: nucleus. The record is from RefSeq and is a predicted model, not a curated record. Gene Ontology annotation, biological process: multicellular organism development; cell fate commitment; polarity specification of adaxial/abaxial axis.